Tetrahymena thermophila SB210 is the source of this 561-nucleotide messenger RNA. RefSeq lists its product as hypothetical. The record is from RefSeq and is a predicted model, not a curated record. NCBI's taxonomy places the organism in Eukaryota, Ciliophora, Oligohymenophorea, Hymenostomatida, Tetrahymenidae. The transcript is spliced from 3 exons.
AUGGAGAAGAAGCCCCAUUUAGAGACUCUUUAUGCUCAAAAAAUAGAUUUCUUAAGCACCUAGAAAGUGCUCCUAUGCAAUCAUUUCUUGGAAAUUCUACUGUCAUUGAAGAUAUUUAUUCAGACUUAUGAAAAACUUUUUGUCUAAAUAAAUGUUUUGAGCAGCAUUCAUAAUCUCUUACAAUAAAUAUUUCCUUCUACUUGCUUAAAAACUGAGAGCACAAUUCAAUCCAGAAUUCUGCUUUAAGUUAAAAAUAUUUCUAAAUUGCUUGGGAUCUCAGUUACAUUCGAUGAGUAAGCUUAAUUUUAGUUAUUUGAUGAAGUAUCUGUUUCUUUGUAAUUAUAACUCACACUAAUUCUCUCCUGCUAAUUCAUACUCUCUAAGUUUGUUAGAAGAUUUUUGAUAAACUUUUAAAGAGAUGAAGGUUGGUUCACGGGACAUAAAAAAGCCAAAUAUGAAAAAUUAAACAUUCUGCAUCUUCAAAUAUUUCAUCAUCAAUCCCUAAUCAAAUCAAUAAUAAAAUAUUCUCAUUUUUUAAAUAAUUUAUAAAUUAUAGAAUGA